GUUAGAUUUAACCUAGAUAUAAAUACUGGGUUUAUUGUGCUCCGGAGUCAGUUAAGUUUGAAUCAUAAUCGUUUUUCUGUCACUCACACCAGAUUUGCGAUGAAGUUAUUUAUACUUUGUGUCAGUUUCAUUGCUAUUUCAGUCAUUGAGGCAAACCCUGUUCAACAAUCGAUAUGGUUGUCAAUAAUAAAUUCUGAUCUUGAAGACAAUCAGGUUGAAAAUAUUGGACGACCAGUUUCUUCAGUUUUAUUACCAGGGUUACUUCAAAUUCAAUCACCAGUUUUGCCUCCUGUUCAAUCACCAGUUCAACCGCCAGUCUUACCUCCAGUUCAUCCAAAUGAACCAAAUGAUCUAAACAAAUUAAAUCACAAGCCAGAUCAUCACAAGCCAACUUCUGAAAAACCACAACCUCAUCCUCAUCCUUACCCUCCAAAACCAACUGACUCUCCCCAUCCUCAACCUUCAAGUCAACGACCACCAAAACCAACUGGAUCUUCUCAUCCUUCAAGUCAACGUCCCCCAAAACCAACUGGAUCUCCUCAUCCUUCGAGUGAAAGACCACCAAAACCAACUGGUUCAACAAUCCCCUCUUCAAGUCAACGUCCACCAAAACCAACUGGAUCUCCUCAUCCUUCAAGUGAAAGACCACCAAAACCAACUGGGUCACCAAUCCCU
This is a messenger RNA of Cotesia congregata, 675 nucleotides long. Lineage: Eukaryota; Metazoa; Arthropoda; Insecta; Hymenoptera; Braconidae. The record is from the annotation of a GenBank genome assembly.